Molecule: messenger RNA, 715 nt
Organism: Thrips palmi
Lineage: Eukaryota; Metazoa; Arthropoda; Insecta; Thysanoptera; Thripidae
Product: NPC intracellular cholesterol transporter 2-like
Exons: 4
Coding region: 54-530 (158 amino acids)
Biological process (GO): sterol transport
Molecular function (GO): sterol binding
Source: RefSeq, a predicted model, not a curated record
GCCGUCCCGCGGCGCGGCGCGCAGCGGCCGCCAGUCGCUAGACGCUCCUGGACAUGAUGCCGACGCCGCUGCUGUCCGCGCUCCUGCUGCUCGCGGCCGCGGGGGCCUGCAUCGCCGAGGACGUCAUCCCGCCGACGCCCUUCUUGUCAUGCCCGACGCCGAAGGACCCCAUCGAGGUGCGCGUCAAGGGCUGCACCGGCGCCGUGUGCAAGGUGCCCAAGGGUCAGAUCGCCGGCAUGGAGGUGGACUUCGAAGUCGACCAGGACGUCGCGCGCCUGGACGCGGUCGUGACGGCAUACGCCCUGGGCGCCGUGCUCGAGUUCCCACUCAAGCAAAAGAACGCCUGCAAGUCGCUGACCAACGCGGAGUGCCCCCUGGACAAGUACGAGGUGGUGACCUACAAGCUGGAGCUGCCCGUCGAAUCCACUUAUCCAUCGAUAUCGCUGGUCGUGGACAUCGGUCUGAGGGACAAGAACCAGCGGUACAUGAUGUGCUACAGACUGAACCUGGCGGUGGUGGACCCAGAGUGACGCAGUGCUCGCGCAGUGGCAUCCUGGCAUCGACCCUCCCAGGCCGCGCCCAGCCGCGCCCACGCUGGCCGGCAGGCGGCACAGGUCGCGGACUGGAGUGACGGCGUGUCGAACUGAUUGCUCAAGUGAUUUGUCAUCGCGUAAGCGGGAAAUGGGCACACAAUAAUAAUAUGAAUAGUCUGAUA